CAUUACUGUAUCUGUUAGCUGGGCAAACUAAUGAUGUGCCAAACGUCAUGCAUGUCUCCAUACUCGUCACAUAAAGCAGAAGUAUGCGAACCAGAAACCUCAUACAGCAGCAUCACUUUCAGCUUUGGUGUUGACUGAUAAAGAAUUUUCCAAGUUUUAUGACUAAUUGGAGUUUCAUACUGAAAGCCAAUGAUGUCCAACAACACCAGUUAUAUUUGGGAUGCCACGACACUCAGCAUCAGCCUAUCAACUGACUAUCCUGACUUUGUGAUUGAUGGAUUUUUAUGUGAAUACGGAUCCCAUGCAAGUCAUUUUGUCCCGGUUCUCUACUCGCUGUUCUUCGUGGUCGGCUUCCUGGGCAACAUGCUGGUGUUGUGGGUGAUCCUGAUAGGGGCUCAGAUGAAAAGCAUGACUGAUGUGUCUCUCCUGAACCUGGCCAUCGCUGACCUUCUUCUCAUCUUCACUCUCCCCUUCCUGGCUCACCAUGCUAGAUAUACCUGGGUCUUUGGUAAUGCCAUGUGCGUGAUGGUCCUCGGUGUGUACUACAUCGGAUUUUACGCAGGAAUUUUCUUCAUCGUGUUGAUGAGCAUCGACAGAUACUUGGCUAUCGUCCAUGCUGUUUUUGCAUUGAGAAUCCGCACAAAGGCUUAUGGGAUUGUAGCUAGUAUGGUCAUCUGGAUUAUAGCUAUUGCAGCCUCAUUUCCUGAGCUACUGUACCUUGGAAUCGAUACCUCCGGGACUGAAAUAUUGUGCAACGCUUAUCCGAAAAAUGGAAGUCACAAUGACAUAAGAGGUGCAGCUUUCUUUAAAAUGAACAUUUUGGGUCUAUUAAUUCCACUGUGUAUUGUGGUAUUCUGCUACUCGUUGGUGCUCCAGAAGCUUCAGUCCCUUCGUACGUCAAAGAAACUGGCCGUCCGUCUUGUUGUCACGGUCAUAGUGGCCUUCUUCUGCUGUUGGAUACCGUACAACAUUGCAGCAUUCCUCAAAGCACUGGAACUGAGGGGAAUUUUGGAGCAGGAAUGUGAGCUCAGCAAAAAAAUCCAGCUGAUGCUACAAGUCACCGAAGCUAUGGCAUACUCGCACUGCUGCCUCAAUCCGUUCCUCUAUGUGUUUGUUGGACAAAAGUUCAGGAGGCACCUCGCCAGACUCCUUCUCCGGACACCAUGCAUCCAUGUGCAGUGCAUGAAGUACUGCAUGACCCAGACCGCAUCCUCUGUGUAUUCACAGAGCACAAGUUUUGAAGAACGCUCAGUUGCCGUCUGAAUGAUGGAGGAAGAUGAAAUAUUUUUUUUUCUUUUCAGCUUAGCAUUAAAAUUUGAUUUGAUUUGAUGGACAUUCAGUUUAUAUGUGCUAGUGAAAAUGAGAAUUUCUAUUUGCAUGUGUUAUAAGUAAAUAAGGAGUAAAAUAAUAAAUGGAGUGUAAUUAUAUUUUAGAUCAACCCUUCUGGACACUUCACAAACACUGCCCUUACGUGUACUUCUGUGGCUGAAAACGUCCACCAAAUUAAUGUUAUAUAAAAUGAUAUCAGAUUAAUAUUUUCUCACAUUUUCCUGCAUAAAUCUGUUAAGCAACCUCAGUUCUAAUCAAAACUACUAGAUAAUAAUUAAAUAAAAAUAAUUACUUUUUAAAUACUCA
This is a messenger RNA of Tachysurus fulvidraco (yellow catfish), 1635 nucleotides long. Its product is annotated as C-C chemokine receptor type 5-like. The coding region runs from base 190 to 1263 and encodes 357 amino acids. Gene Ontology annotation, cellular component: membrane. The record is from RefSeq and is a predicted model, not a curated record. Gene Ontology annotation, molecular function: chemokine receptor activity. The transcript is spliced from 3 exons. NCBI's taxonomy places the organism in Eukaryota, Metazoa, Chordata, Actinopteri, Siluriformes, Bagridae. Gene Ontology annotation, biological process: chemotaxis; immune response; G protein-coupled receptor signaling pathway.